Messenger RNA from Vanessa atalanta (red admiral), 5211 nucleotides. RefSeq names its product heat shock 70 kDa protein cognate 5 (gene Hsc70-5). The record is from RefSeq and is a predicted model, not a curated record. Gene Ontology annotation, molecular function: ATP-dependent protein folding chaperone; misfolded protein binding; heat shock protein binding. Gene Ontology annotation, biological process: cellular response to unfolded protein; protein refolding. The transcript is spliced from 14 exons. Gene Ontology annotation, cellular component: cytoplasm; mitochondrion. The coding region runs from base 157 to 2226 and encodes 689 amino acids. NCBI's taxonomy places the organism in Eukaryota, Metazoa, Arthropoda, Insecta, Lepidoptera, Nymphalidae.
GUUAUUUUCCGUGUGGCAAGAAUCUGAGAAGCUCGCUCUAGUGUUAAAAAAGAGAAAAAUUGUUCUUUCAAGUAGUUGCGUCAUCCACAUGGUUUUGUCUGAAGUGAAAUAAAUUAGAAAUAAUUCAAUAAGUACGUUAAAUACACAAUUACAACAAUGCUAACAGCAACGCGGGUGAUAAGCCGAAAGGCGUUGGACUGUUCCGGGAUUUCAGAUAUCUAUACGCACAGAAAUUUCUCCUCGAUUCUCAAAAAUAGCGCAGCUCCCACAGUACCAAUCUACCAACAACAUGGAUUACAACAAAGGCAUAAGUCGGAGGGCGUUCGUGGCGCUGUCAUCGGUAUCGACUUGGGAACAACAAACUCGUGUGUCGCUGUUAUGGAGGGGAAGACUCCCAAGGUAGUCGAAAACAGCGAAGGUUCCAGAACGACGCCCUCCCACGUGGCCUUCAGCAAGGAUGGCGAACGAUUGGUCGGUAUGCCCGCCAAGAGACAAGCCGUCACCAACAGUGGGAACACUUUCUACGCUACCAAGCGUCUCAUCGGAAGGAGGUUCGAGGAUCCCGAGGUCCAGAAGGACAUGAAGAAUUUGUCUUACAAAGUCGUCAAGGCAUCGAAUGGCGACGCUUGGGUUCAAGGAAGCGAUGGAAAAGUCUACUCGCCGAGUCAAAUUGGUGCGUUCGUUCUGAUGAAGAUGAAGGAAACGGCCGAAGCUUAUCUGAACACGAGCGUGAAGAACGCCGUCGUGACUGUGCCGGCUUACUUCAACGAUUCCCAGCGACAGGCCACCAAGGAUGCCGGACAAAUUUCCGGUUUGAACGUGUUGCGUGUGAUCAACGAACCGACCGCCGCCGCUCUCGCCUACGGCAUGGACAAGACCGAGGAUAGAGUUAUCGCAGUCUACGAUCUCGGCGGUGGAACAUUCGACAUAUCCGUGCUCGAAAUUCAAAAGGGUGUUUUCGAAGUGAAAUCCACCAAUGGCGACACUUUGCUCGGCGGUGAGGACUUCGACAACGUCAUCGUCAACUUCCUCGUAGACGAGUUUAAGAGAGAUCAAGGUAUCGACAUCCGCAAAGACGCAAUGGCCAUGCAACGUCUAAAGGAAGCCGCUGAGAAGGCCAAGAUUGAACUGUCCGGUUCCCUGCAGACCGACAUAAACCUACCCUAUCUCACUAUGGAUGCUUCGGGACCGAAGCACAUGAAUCUGAAGAUGAGCCGCUCGAAGCUGGAGUCGCUGGUGGGCGACCUGAUCCGGCGCACGGUGGCGCCGUGCCAGCGCGCGCUGCAGGACGCCGAGGUGGCGCGCACCGACGUGGGCGAGGUGCUGCUCGUGGGCGGCAUGACCAGGAUGCCCAAGGUGCAGGCCACGGUGCAGGAGAUCUUCGGGCGGGCGCCGUCGCGCGCCGUCAACCCCGACGAGGCGGUGGCCGUGGGCGCCGCCGUGCAGGGCGGCGUGCUGGCCGGCGACGUCACCGACAUCCUGCUGCUCGACGUCACGCCGCUGUCGCUCGGCAUCGAGACGCUGGGCGGCGUGUUCACCAAGCUCAUCACGCGCAACACCACCAUCCCCACCAAGAAGAGCCAGGUCUUCUCCACGGCUGCUGACGGCCAAACUCAGGUCGAGAUCAAGGUUCACCAAGGCGAGCGUGAAAUGGCGACAGACAACAAACUCCUCGGACAGUUCUCCCUCGUCGGUAUCCCGCCAGCUCCGCGAGGCGUUCCACAGAUCGAGGUCACAUUCGACAUUGACGCUAACGGCAUCGUACACGUAUCGGCGAGAGACAAGGGCACCGGCAAAGAACAACAAAUCGUGAUCCAGUCAUCGGGCGGUCUUUCCAAGGACGAGAUCGAGAACAUGGUGAAGGCGGCCGAACAGUUCGCAGCGGCGGACAAGGACAAGCGCGAGCGGGUGGAGGCCACCAACCAGGCCGAGGGUAUCCUACACGACACCGACACCAAGCUGGACGAGUACCGCGCGCACUUGCCCCAGGACGAGUGUGAUAAGCUCCGCGGUGAAAUGGCCAAGCUCCGUGAACUGCUGGCACAGAAGGAGACGGCAGACCCUGAGGCGAUCCGCACAGCAACCGGCCAGUUGCAGCAAGCCAGCUUAAAACUCUUCGAACAAGCAUACAAGAAGAUGGCAGCCGAACGCGAAGGUGCGUCAUCCGGUGCGUCCCAAACACAGACACCGAGCGAGGACGAAAAGAAGGAAGAGAAGAAGAAUUAAUUUAAAUAUAAAAAAAAAAAAAACAAACAUUAGGAAGUAUAUAAGUACUGUAAAUAUUUAAUUCAACCAAAUACAGCCGAAUGUUGCAAUGAAAACGAUUCUAAACGUAUAUGUAUUGUAUAAAUUUAUAAUGUCACAAUAAUAAUUUACUAGAGAUGUUUUUUUACGAAUGUUAUACGAAAUAUGAACAUUUGAAUUGUAAGAAAUUAUCUCGAUACAUAUAUAUAUAAAGGCAUUGUAUAGGUUGAAAAUGUCUGUAUGUGUAAAGGGAACUCGGCUACAUUAAGACAUCACAGUGUAAGGGGGGAGGACAAAAUGAAAAAUCUUUAUAACACACGUGAUUAACAGAAAAGCUUAAAUAUAAAGAUUUGUGAUAUGAUAAGAAUUGAGAUAUGUACCCGAUGGUAAGCAACCUUAACGUCGCUUGAAGGUCGUUAUUUAUACUACUCUGAACACAAAAUGAUCUAAGAUCAUAAAUUUAAUGAAUAUGUUUUAUACGUGGCUAUUUUUACCUUUUAAAGUUAUACGUGAACGACUUUGUCCUCUCGACCUUAACGCGUCGACUAAUAAACCUUUUGUCUAACUAAAAUAUCGACAAAUAAAGUAGGAAUUGUGUAAAGAGCGGUACCAACCUAAUAAAGGAAUCACGGGCAGGAAAAUGUGUGACAGAGAUGAGAAUACUGUCUUGUCUUCUCUAUCCUACGUGACGGUAUAGAAAGAUGGAUGCUUAUGUUAAAAAGAUGUAAAAGAAAUAAUUAGCUAAGUCACGUGAUUAAAGGAAGGAAGGCGAUGAAAGUUACUGCGACUGGAAUAGAAUUUUCAGUUGAGUAGACGCUAAGAUUUGAACGAGUACAUGUAUCGGUGACAGACUAAAUCUGGUUUAAUUUCUGAAUUCAUUUUGUUCAUAUUUUGUAUAUAUUCUAUAUAAAUGAAAUCGUACAAACACGAUGUUAUUUGUAAUAAAUUUACGAGUACCUUAGAAGUCAAUCAUAUGUGAAAAGGGCGCGGAUUUAAUAUACAAACUAUGAACUACUAUGAAAGCGGACCUGUCUUUACGUUUGUUUAAAGAUGUUUAGUGGUAGUUCGAUCUGCAGUGACCAUCAAAAGUGCAGUGUUGUCUGGGUGCUCCCAGGGAGCUUCUUAAUGUGCUCUCGACACGGAAGGGAUUCCUAAACGUAUUUUAGAAGUUUAAUAGUUAAAUACGAUUGUAUUUAUCUUAAGAUACUGGUUUAGAUUCUCGUGUGUGGGCUUAUAAAAGAUAGCAAGUAUUUUAAUAUCCAGUCGAAUUGAUAUUUGGAUUAUUUCGAAUUCAGAUCUGAGAAGAACCGUUGCAUGAAACAUGAACAUGUUUUAUUAUUAUUUUUUAAUUUACGUAAAUGAGGAAGAGAAAUGAGCGAAGAAUUGAUCCUUGUGGAACCCACACACUAAAACUUCGCGAAAUUUCGUUCCGUUUAUAUCCCUCUAAAGUCGAUUGCUCGGCUAUGAUAUCGGAACAGUACGCUUAACUCUUCUUAAGCCAUCAUAUGGAGGUGGCAUAACCAAUCGACGAGACGAAAACACCCUAAGUCUUAAGAUCCGCGCCUCUAUUGUUUUGUUCUAGAAGUUUCCAAGUUAAGUAUUAAAUUGACGCAAUGCCAUUAUAAAAAUUUAUCAAAGAAUUCACAGAAUACAAUUAUUGCUAAGUAUGUUAGUAUAGGGACGUAAAUACAAUCUCAUUGAGAUGAGAGCGAUUCGUCACUAAGCCUCGUAGUUUUUAGUUUUUAAUAUAAUAAUUUGUAGGCGAAAUUCCUUGUAGAUUAUUAUCCCCUUUUUUUUUUUUUUUGUUUCUUGUGAGAAAAUAUAUGGUGUUUUGUUACUCUGCCAAGACACCAACCGGAAUUGAACAUUUAUAGAUAAGUCGUUGAUUUUUAUUCGAUUGUCUAUAAAGUAGAUUUGUUUGUUGUUUUUUUUAGUAAAAUUUUGGUUGAUUGAAAAUAAAAUUCCAUAUAUUUUCUACUCAACACUGUCGAUAAAAUUGUUAUGUAGUUUAAAAGGACUGGUAUCCGAUAAGUUGUUUUUUUAAAAUUGCCUUUCUCGUGUAAUAUAUUUAUAAUUAUAACGGUAUGUUCGUUUGUUUGUUCGUUCGUAGGGGAUAGAUUUUUUAGCGUAUUUUGGAUAGAUAGGAUGUGGCGAAGCUUUAUUUUGCAUUUAAGUAGAUUUAAAGGGCGAUAAGUGAUUUUUUUCUUUUUUUUUUUGAGGCGAUUAUUUUGCCCUUUUUAUUCUGAUGUUACACGUUAGUUAUCGAUUUGAAUUUUUGAUCACUCGAAUAUAUAAUUAAUUGUAUUUGUGUGUAUAUUAUAAAAGUAUAUAUAUAUAUAUAUAUAUAAUAUACAAGGAGCCUCAUAACGUGUAUGUUAUAUGUAGGUAUGCAAGUUACACGAUAAAUUUAUUAUUCUUUGUAGAAUUUAAUAAUGAUGUAUAUAAAAUUUGUCGGGAUUAGAGUCCAAAUGUGGGUUGCGUACUAUAUGAGUACAUUAAACCCCCCAAAACAAGCAAUACUUAGUAUUAAUGUGUUCUGGAGGGUAAGCCAGUGUAGCUACAGGCAUUGGUGGUGUAAGGAAUGGUUAAUGAUACCACCAGUACAUAACUAUUCCAUGUGUCCGAUAGCCUACCUAUAUCAUAAAAAUGAAGAAGGAAUUCACCUAUCGCCCAUUGUUUGAUAAUACGCCUUAAAAUCUAUUCCAAUCACGAACAAGCUUGUUAAUGUUUUAAAAAAGUUAAUUAUAAUGUGUAUAUUUUUAAGUUAUACCUCUCCGCCAUCUCGUUGAGUUUAUUAUUUAUUAUAUUUAGCAAAUGAUGAAUAAUUAUUUUUUUCUGACUUUUGAUUUAUGUAUAAAAAUAUAUGCAUUAUAAUUGUACAGAAGCAACAGCGUCUGUGUGUGUUUUGCGACGCGAUGGAAAUUGUAUGUGAAGUUAGUUUAGUGAAAUAUAUUAUUUCGAGAACUU